CAUGUUUCCAUUUACUAGUUAUAAAAUAAAAAUGAGAGCAUAGCUGCUUUCCUCAUAAGUAAUGUUUAGGGAAUGAAAAAAUAAACAUGUGAUCAAAUGCUUUGUUGUACCAAACAUGCUGCAUUAUUUGAUUUAGACAGUAUUAUUUUCAGAAGGAAGAAGAAUGAGAACAUUUAUUAAGCAUUUAUUGUGAACUAAACACUAUGCUAGUCACUUUUCAUAUAAUGUAAUCCUUACACGAGCUUAUAAAAGAGAUAUCACCAUUCAUACAAAUGAGGCAAAUGAAGCCCAAAAAGUUAAGGAACUAUCCAAGGGACAUGACUGAACUCUGAAUUGGUAACAUUUCAUAUUGUCACCUAUUAUCUCAAGGCAUUUGGGGAAAGUCUGAAAACAAAUUGAAUUAUCAACUGCAUAUAUAUCUAUAUAUCCAUAUAUCCUAGCAACCUUUUAAAAUAGGGCACAAAAUAUUGCCACAAACCCAAAUAAAUAUAUUAAAUCCCAGUGAACUCAAGAAUCUGACUCUCACCCCAGGAAGAAGAAGAAAAGGAGGACAGCUUCCACACACUUCUAGUGGCUCCACUGAUCAAUUACCCACUUACCACUAAGGAGGAUAUAAUCGCUAUAGAAAUAGAAGAAGACAAAAGAGACCUGAUAUCCUGAGAAAUCAGGAAAUUCAGAGACACAUACAAGAAACUGGGAGAAAGGCAACAAGGAAAUGGAAAAAGAGACAGGAUAUUGAUAAAGGACAGACAGGAAGAGAGAAGGGAUAUAAAUGGGAACAAGAAAGGUGAGAAUGGGAAUGGGAAAGGGAGAGAACGUGAACGAAAGAAGGAAUGGGAGCAAGAAGGGCAAUGGGGCAGGGAUCAUGACUGCGGUUGGGAAAGGAGCUCAGAGCGGAGUAAGGACGGCAGUUGAUCGAGAGGCAAGAGCAGAGAUCAUGAAAGACAAUGAGGACGAGAAAGAAUGUGAAUGGGGGACAGAGAAGGCAAGCAGCAGGACUAUGAAGAGGAUGAAGAAGAUGCAGAAGAACAAAGAAAACCUGAACGAAAACUCAGAGGAAGAAGCUUCUUACCAAGAACGGCUUCAGAACUGGGAAAGCAGAGACCGGAAGGAAACCUGGGAGUACGAGCAAGAGGCUGAAAGAGGAGAGAGAAGAGAAAUGGCAAAAGAAGCUAAAGGACUAAAAGAAUUCUUAGAAGAUUAUGACGAUAUAGAUGACCCCAAACAUCACAGAGGAAGUGUUCUUCAGCAAAGGGGGCACGACAGGGAAAAGGAAAUGGAAGCCAAUGAACGGGACCGAGGAGAGAGAAGGAAGAACUAGAGAUCAGGUAGCACUUCUGGAUCCAGAUGCAGAGCUCCAGAGGCUGGAACAGAGGCUGAGAGGAUGCGGACAAGUACACGUAAAGCAAGAACCAGAACCAGAGGCUGAGGAAGAAGAAUAGCAAGAAAAAGAAGUAAAAUGAGAGGAACCCACGGAAGAGGAAGAGCCAGAGCAAAGGCCUGUCUCAAACCAACUCUGAGGCCAUUGGCUUUGCCCCAUCCAUGUCCUCUGCCAGUGGCAAUGCAGCCCCCAACGCUCUUGGGGAGGAGUCUCCCUGUGGUAUUAUUAUUCCUCAUGAAAAUUCUCCAGACCAACAACAACCUGAAGAGCAGAGACCAAAAACAGCACUAAGUCUUAAAUGUGGUGCUUCCAAUAGUCCUGGUCAGCCUCAUACUGUGAAGGGAAAGAAACUUCUGGUAGACAGUGUUUUUAACAAAUCUGAGGAUGAAGCAGUGAUGAUACACCAUGAAAAAGGAAACCGAUUCCCCUGGAUUACUGUGAGGAUGAUGAAACGCUGCCAAAGGCACUGUAAACACUGAAGAGAAGCAUAAACAGUUAAGAGUCUCAUGGAGAAAAUCCCUACAGCCAAACCCAAGCUCUUUGCUUAUCUCCUGGAUUGGUCUAUUGACAGAAUGAUGGACUAGAACAUGGAUUCAUAAGAAAAUCAUAGAAUACACAGGUGAAAAAGGAGCUACAUUCGUUGAUCUCAUGUGUUCUAAGGUUAUUGCUCACAGUUCAAAUUAUUUUAGAUGAUGUUGCCAUGGUACUUGAUAAAGCAGAAGUUCUUAUAGUCAAAAUGUGGAGAUUAUUGACAAUGAAACAGAAGAAAAUUGGUCUUGUGAAAUAAAACUCUUUAUAUAUUUGGAAAAAAAAUGCCAAUGCUCUUUUAUACAUGCAUGUACACACACACUUAAACUUAUGGCAUGUUUCUCCUCUCCAAUGUAAAUAAAUAAAUUCUCUGUUCAACUGGA
Messenger RNA from Callorhinus ursinus (northern fur seal), 2292 nucleotides. NCBI's taxonomy places the organism in Eukaryota, Metazoa, Chordata, Mammalia, Carnivora, Otariidae. The record is from RefSeq and is a predicted model, not a curated record.